Messenger RNA from Gaeumannomyces tritici R3-111a-1, 1686 nucleotides. RefSeq names its product multidrug resistance protein fnx1. The coding region runs from base 1 to 1686 and encodes 561 amino acids. NCBI's taxonomy places the organism in Eukaryota, Fungi, Ascomycota, Sordariomycetes, Magnaporthales, Magnaporthaceae. Gene Ontology annotation, biological process: transmembrane transport; basic amino acid transport. Gene Ontology annotation, molecular function: basic amino acid transmembrane transporter activity. The transcript has a single exon. Gene Ontology annotation, cellular component: fungal-type vacuole membrane. The record is from RefSeq and is a predicted model, not a curated record.
AUGGCACACCCCGAUGACGAUGAGAGUCGAGCCAGUGGGGCCGAGCCGCGACCGGACGAGCAGACGCCCCUCCUCGGCACAGCCGUUCCGCCGGUUGAUGUCGACAGCCCGGCGGAGACGCAGGCCGCGGGCCAGACGGUCGGCGCGGCGGGAGAGGUGACGGUGCUGGUCGAGGGCAUGUCCCAGACCAGGUUGGUGGUAAUCAUGUGCACAGCCUGGGUCGGAGUCUUUUUGGGAGCCGUCGACACCAGCAUCUUCGCGACCCUCUCGGCGCCCAUCUCGAGCGAGUUCCACUCCCUGAGCCUGUUCUCCUGGCUCGCCACAGCCUAUCUCAUUGCCAAUGCCGCUUGCCAGCCCAUCUCGGGCCGCCUCACCGACCUGUUCGGCCGCGGCCCGGGCCUGGUCUUCUCCAACAUCGCCUUCGCGGCCGGCAACCUGAUCUGCGGGCUCGCGCAGGACGGAAGCACCAUGAUCGUGGGCCGCGUCAUCGCCGGCAUAGGCGGCGGCGGCCUCAUGUCUAUCUCCACCUUCCUGGGCUCGGACCUCAUCCCACUCCGCAAGCGGGGUGUCUACCAGGGCAUCGGCAACCUCGCGUACGGCUCCGGCGCCAUGCUAGGCGGCGUCUUUGGCGGGUUCGCCAACGACCACGCCGGCCUCGGCUGGCGCUUCGCCUUCCUCUCCCAGGUGCCCGUCGUGCUCGUCUCGGCCGUCCUGGCCUUCUGGCUCAUCCGCAUCCCGCCGAAGCUGUCCAACAAGUCGCUCAUCUCGCGCAUCGACUUCACGGGCGUCCUGCUCACCGUCUCGUUCCUGGUUCUGCUCCUGCUCGGGCUCAACGCCGGCGGCAACCUGGUCCCCUGGUCGCACCCGCUCGUGCUGACCAGCAUCCCGCUCUCUCUCGUCGCCUUCGUGGCCUUUGUGUUCUGGGAGUCCCGCUCGCCGCAGCCCGUGAUCCCGGUCCGCCUGCUGCUGGACCGCACCAUCCUGGCCGCGUGCUUUGCAAACCUGUUCGGAUGCAUGUCCCUCAUGAUGGUGGUGUAUUUUGUGCCCCUCUACAUGCAGGUGCUGGGCCACAGCGCCUCCGAGGCCGGCAUCCGCCUCAUCAGCUCCCCGCUCGGCACCGCCAUCUCGUCCCUGACCAGCGGCGUCGUCAUGAAGCGGACGGGCCGGUACGUCUGGCUCGGCGUCGCGGCCCUGACCGUCUACGUCUCGGGCUUCAUCGUCGCCACCACGCUGGACCAGGACUCGUCCAGCUGGACGCCCAUGGCGGCGCUCUUCCUGCUCGGGCUCGGCUUCGGCGCCAUGCUGACCAUCACGCUCAUGGCCUGCCUGGCCGCCGCCGACCACUCGAACCAGGCCGUCAUCACGUCGGCCACGUACGCGUUCCGGUCCAUCGGCUCGACCCUGGGCAUCACGGUCGCGUCCGCAAUCUACCAGAACGAGCUGCGCGCGCGCCUCUGGGCCCGCUUCGGGGACCUGCCCGGCGCGGCCGAGGAGAUUGCGCGGAUCCGCGACGACCUCGGCGAGCUGAAGCGCCUGCCCGAGGGCUGGCGCGAGGGCGUCAUCCUCUCGUUCAUGGGGUCGUUUAAAGGCGUCUGGCUGAUGGCCCUGGGGCUGGCGACCUUGGCGCUCGUGUCCGUGUCGCUGCUGAAGCAGCACACGCUGCAUUUUACGCUUUCUCGGAAGUGA